AUAAACUGUGUAAUAAAGAUGUUUAUAUUCUUCGUUCGAUAAUAAAAUGAAAAAUAUAUUAUAAUUUACACUGAUAAUGGACUAUUUAUACGACGACAAACUAUGUGGUUAUGCAUUCGGUUGCGUUGCGUAAAACACUUAAAACAUAACUAUGGCACAAGAGUGGCAAGUGGAAGGCAAACACUUUUUGAUAACUGGAGGGGCGUCGGGACUGGGUGCCGCGUAUGUGGAAGCAUUUUUAAAGCUGGGAGCAAAAAAUGUAGCCAUACUGGAUAUCGACGAAAAACGGGGCAAAGAGUUCGCUGAAAAACUCAAUGAGACAUACAAAAGUAAAGUAAUUUUUAUCAAAUGUGACGUAAGCAAAGAAGAAGAUAUUAAAAACAGCUUUCAACAAGUGUUAAGUGCAUUCAAAAGGAUAGACGUUAUAAUCAACAACGCUGGGGUCAUGGAUGAUUCCAUAGAUGUAUGGAGGUUAGCCUGUGAUAUCAAUUGGCAAGGACUCGUCUCAUUUACCAGGAAAGGUAUAGAUCAUAUGCGUAAGGAUAAGGCCGGAUCAGGCGGCACUAUCAUCAAUAUUUCUUCAACAGUGGCCUUAGUAAACAUUGAUUUUGUACCGGCCUACAGUGGAUCUAAGGCCGCAGUAUUACACUUUGGUAGAAGCAUUUCGACACAGGAGUUCUACGAUAACACAGGAGUUCGCGUACUGACGAUAUGUUUUGGACCGACUGCAACAUCUCUUCUGGACAACAUUGAGCCCAAAACUGUAGACCAAAAAUUCUCAAAGACGUUUCUUAGUCUUCCAGUAUACACAUACCAAAGCAUCGAAUCUGCUGUAACAGCUUUCGUGAAGAUGUUCCGCGAGGGAAAACCAGGAUCAGUGUGGCUAUCCCAACACGACAAGAUCGGGCAGGACAUUACGUCAGAGUUGGACGAAGCUGAAAAAUUUAUAAAAAAGAUGGUGUACCCUUGAGAUCUCCCUGGUGAUGCCAAUAUACGAAAUAUAGGUUUCAAAAACUUAAGUGAUCGAACAUCAAUCGUUUAAAAUUAAAAAUAAAUACAAAGUCAUUUGUUUAUGUAUAUUUUCACAUGCAUCUCAGACCAAUUACAAUAGGACCUGCCUCGUUAGACGUUACCCCUCUGUCAAAAGUAUAUGAUCACGAUCUAACGUGCGUAAUUUAUACAAACUGCAUCUAUAGAAUCGAUGUUUGGAUGUGUUAAAAUUACACGUGUAUGUAUUACGAUUUAAUUUUAUAGUUGUGUGUAGUGUUUACACAGGAUAUAUUUUUUGGUGUGAAAUAAUUUUGACGUAUAAAUGUUAUAAAUAUAAAUGUUAUGUGCGCCUAGUUUAUA
Molecule: messenger RNA, 1350 nt
Organism: Bicyclus anynana (squinting bush brown)
Lineage: Eukaryota; Metazoa; Arthropoda; Insecta; Lepidoptera; Nymphalidae
Product: 15-hydroxyprostaglandin dehydrogenase [NAD(+)]
Exons: 5
Coding region: 152-970 (272 amino acids)
Cellular component (GO): cytoplasm
Molecular function (GO): oxidoreductase activity, acting on the CH-OH group of donors, NAD or NADP as acceptor
Source: RefSeq, a predicted model, not a curated record